UAGGACACUCGCUCCCCGCACGCCGAGCCGGAGGAGACGCAGGGGGCAGUGGGCCGGGCGUCCCCAGCGCAUCCGGGAGGCGCGGACGGCCGGCGUGGGACGGCCACCUGGAGCGCAGCUGCCAGUUUCGAACAGUGAUGGCACAUAUUUUGGUCACCAGUUGCUCAGUGGACUGCAGAUUGUCUGAACUGUCUCCAUCCCCAUCAUGUACACCACAAAGGCUCUUUACUGCACCUGUGUUCUGAUUAGAAGCCAAGUAUAUGACACUGAAAAAUUCCACUGAGGUACUGCAAGCUUUCUUGGUGACAUGGCAUCUGGCUUCUUUCCAGAAGAGAAGUUUAGCACACAGUUCAGUCCUUGAUAUUGGAUUGCUUUGAGGAUCCUACCUGGAAUAGGCCUCCUGCCAGGAAAUGCUAAGUAUCAAGGAUCUUUUCUAAGAAAUCAAGGACUCAACAGUACGGAUUGCCUCAUAAUCAGGUAACCACCCCUCAGUCUUCAAAGCUCUGAUUGAAGUUCUUCUCCUCUGUGUGUGCCCCCUUUGGUUUCUACCUCUGCCUCAAGACUAUGUCAGAGAGUCACAAUGACCUUGCACAAUAACAAUACAACCUUGCCUUUGUUUCCAAACAUCAGCUCUUCCUGGAUACAGGGCCCCUCAGAGACAGGCCUGUCCUCCAGAACAGUCACUCACUUUGGCAGCUACAACAUUUCUCGAGCAGCUGGGAAUUUCUCCUCUCCAAAUGACACCACCAGUGACCCUCUGGGAGGUCAUACCAUCUGGCAAGUGGUCUUCAUUGCAUUCUUAACAGGUGUGGUAGCAUUGGUGACCAUCAUUGGCAACAUCCUAGUGAUUGUGGCAUUUAAGGUCAACAAGCAGCUGAAGACAGUCAACAACUACUUCCUCCUAAGCCUGGCUUGUGCCGAUCUGAUCAUUGGGGUCAUUUCCAUGAAUCUGUUUACUACCUACAUCAUCAUGAAUCGAUGGGCUUUAGGGAACUUGGCCUGUGACCUCUGGCUUGCUAUCGACUAUGUGGCCAGCAACGCCUCGGUCAUGAAUCUCCUGGUCAUUAGCUUUGACAGAUACUUUUCUAUCACGAGGCCACUCACUUACCGAGCCAAACGAACAACAAAAAGAGCUGGUGUGAUGAUAGGUCUGGCUUGGGUCAUCUCCUUCGUCCUCUGGGCUCCUGCCAUCCUGUUCUGGCAAUACUUCGUUGGGAAGAGAACUGUGCCCCCAGGGGAGUGUUUCAUUCAGUUCCUCAGUGAGCCCACCAUUACCUUUGGCACGGCCAUCGCUGCCUUUUAUAUGCCCGUCACCAUCAUGACUAUUUUAUACUGGAGGAUCUAUAAGGAAACCGAAAAACGAACCAAAGAGCUUGCUGGACUGCAAGCCUCUGGGACAGAAGCAGAGGCAGAAAACUUUGUCCAUCCAACAGGCAGUUCUCGAAGCUGCAGCAGCUAUGAGCUUCAACAGCAAAGCGUGAAACGCUCAGCCCGGAGGAAGUAUGGUCGCUGCCACUUCUGGUUCACCACCAAGAGCUGGAAGCCCAGUGAUGAGCAGAUGGACCAAGACCACAGCAGCAGCGAUAGCUGGAAUAACAACGACGCUGCUGCCUCCCUGGAAAACUCCGCCUCCUCGGAUGAGGAGGACAUUGGCUCGGAGACAAGAGCCAUCUAUUCGAUUGUGCUCAAGCUUCCAGGCCACAGCACCAUUCUCAACUCCACCAAAUUACCCUCAUCGGACAACCUGCAGGUGCCUGAUGAGCUAGGGAUGGCCAACUUGGAGAGGAAAGCCAGCAAGCUGCAGUCCCAGAAGAGUAUAGAUGAUGGAGGCAGUUUCCAAAAAAGUUUCUCUAAGCUUCCCAUCCAGCUAGAGUCAGCCGUGGACUCAACCAAGACCUCUGACGUCAACUCCUCAGUGGGGAAGACCACGGCCACUCUACCUCUGUCCUUCAAGGAAGCCACUCUGGCCAAGAGGUUUGCUCUGAAGACCAGAAGUCAGAUCACUAAGCGGAAACGGAUGUCCCUCAUCAAAGAGAAGAAAGCAGCCCAGACCCUCAGCGCCAUCCUGCUUGCCUUCAUCAUCACCUGGACCCCCUACAACAUCAUGGUUCUGGUGAACACCUUUUGUGACAGCUGCAUCCCCAAAACUUAUUGGAAUCUGGGCUACUGGCUGUGCUACAUCAACAGCACCGUGAACCCUGUGUGCUAUGCCCUGUGCAACAAAACAUUCAGAACCACUUUCAAGAUGCUGCUGCUGUGCCAGUGUGACAAAAGGAAGAGACGCAAGCAGCAGUACCAGCAGAGACAGUCCGUCAUUCUCCACAAGCGCGUGCCUGAGCAGGCCUUGUAGAGGGAGUUUUAUCGAUCGCAGUGACCAUACGCACACAUCAGCCCACAGACCUUAGGAGGGAGUAAGGUGAGGGCGGGGUGACUUCUGGUGAUGAUGAAAAUGUCUUCAUCACCCAGAUGUGAAAGAAGCUGCCUGUUUACCAAUCCAUUGAAUAAACCCAUUUUAACAUAAAAAGUCAAAUACCGAUUCAGCAAAAAAAAAGCAUAUUACUGAAUAUAAAAAAAAUUAUUCUGAAAUAGACAUUGUUUUUCUUACAGAGGAAGAAAAAUUGUUUCAUACUAAUUAUAUACCCAAAUUCUUCUGCUUGGUUCUUUGAACAACUCCCAUUAGCUCUGGAAUCUCAGAUGAGCAUAUCUAGCUGACCCGUUGCCACGUUCUUUCUAAGGAUCCCCAAAGUGUCAAUCCAGAUCCCACGUGGAACACGGCAGGCUAGUGAAUCCAUGGUUCUGAAAUUAUUUCUUAAGUUGCAAAGCUGAACCUUCUUGUCCCAAUAGAGCUUCCCGUCUACUCUUUGGUGUGUUGUUAAACUCUAUUUGUGGACUUGAUUCUUGCAAAGUACUGUUUUGUGCAGUUCAAGUUUCAUACGAAUAAAAAUAUAUAAGUAUAUAUGUGUGUGAGUUCCGCACACAAACACAUAAUGUAUAUAAUAUAAUGGGAAUCACUGAACUAGCAAAUUGUUACUGCAAUGUAUGCUUUCAGUACUUGGUAACUGAAACCCUCUAGGAUCCUAACAUGAUAUAAAAGUGAAAUAAUCCCUGUAUAAUAAUGUUUUGGAAACCGGGGCUGUUUUCCACGAAAUGCCCUAGUGAGUGUGCAGCCGAGCGGCCAGGUGCUCCCGGCAGAUCUGUGCGGAGUGGACCAUCCGCUGAGCCAGGCUCAGCACUACUGUUUGACCAGACUCUGAGUGUCAGUGAUCUCUGUUGCGCUCCUCAACAAGAGUUCAAUCAAGUCAGGGCCCCGCUGCCCCCCCACCCCGGCCAGAGCUCAAAGAAUGAGCCACAUCCAUAUGUUUGAAUUAACCCCCCAAAUCUGAAUAUUUCCAAACAAAAUCUUCUUCCAGCUAAUCUGCUUGAAACUCAGUAACAGUGUCCCGUUUGAAUGUCACACACAGCAGCGCAAAAGAGACACUUGUGAGGGGGUGAAGGACGCGGUAUUCAGUUUCUUGCCACCUGGCACCUUCUAAACGAAAAAGGGCUUACACCUUUGUUACUUAGCUAUGGCUAGUGCUUUCUGGUGUUCAUUGUGUGGCUUCACCUGAUGAUAGGUGGAGAUUUAGGAAGCCACACACGUGCUCCGAAGAAAGUGUUCCACUUUCAUGUUGAAAAAGUAGAACUCUAAAAUGAUCUCCUUGCAUUUCCCCAAAAUGAUUUUGUAUUCUCUGAAUUGACCAAAAUGCUAAAUGUUCUGUUUGGGGGAGGGGAGGGGUGCUGCUUUUGCUGUCAUCUGUGUUGCUGCUAUAGUUGUUGGGGUUCCUUCUUUGCC
Messenger RNA from Talpa occidentalis (Iberian mole), 3832 nucleotides. RefSeq names its product cholinergic receptor muscarinic 3 (gene CHRM3). Gene Ontology annotation, cellular component: synapse; dendrite; plasma membrane. The record is from RefSeq and is a predicted model, not a curated record. Lineage: Eukaryota; Metazoa; Chordata; Mammalia; Eulipotyphla; Talpidae. Gene Ontology annotation, biological process: positive regulation of smooth muscle contraction; saliva secretion; G protein-coupled receptor signaling pathway, coupled to cyclic nucleotide second messenger. The transcript has 7 exons. The coding region runs from base 581 to 2350 and encodes 589 amino acids. Gene Ontology annotation, molecular function: G protein-coupled serotonin receptor activity; G protein-coupled acetylcholine receptor activity.